ACAUUAUAUUAUAAUCAAAUUAGAGUGAAGAGCAAAAUUUAUAUUUAUAUAAAUUAAGGCAUGGGCGUGACCGCAGGAAUCAACAACAUGAUGCUCAUAAUCAAGCCAUUCCCAUUACCGGGAGUGCGGUGCAUGAGCAGUUUGGCAAGGCCGUGUAAGGGAAAAACCGCGGAAAAACAAGCGGAGGAGGGGCAGAGGACGGGGUGGUGGAUGCCGGACCCACGCACCGGAAUAUAUUUUCCGAGGGGACAAGAGCGGGUGAUGGAUGAUAUCCCAUGCGGCGCUGCUUCGCUUGAUUGUACCUUCUGGUUAAGGGCAAUUGAUGGAGUUGAUGUUGAUCAUCAUCAUAAGCAAGAUCCAUCAUCAUAUAAUUAAUACUAAUUAUCAUCCUACUAAUAACUCAUGUUUACUUAACUAAUGGAUGUCCCCACAGUUCUAAGUAGACAUGCUCUUUCUAUUUAGUUGAGAGUACAAACUGGUACUUGAUGUACAACAUCUCAUAUGAUCCUUGGUAUUAAAAUUAGUAUAUACUCCUACAUCAGAAUUCAGAUUUACUUUUUUUUUUCCUUGCAAGUUGCAAAGAACCUUAGUUUCCACGACGAAAAAGAGAUUAAGAGAGUGUAAAAUAUGAUUACAUCCAUGAUCCAUAUACUACAUUAAUAUUUAAGAAAUUGGUUUCGAAGGAAUGUAAACUCGUCGAUAAUUUCAAGGAUAAAUAUCGUAUAUAUUGCCAUUGCCAAGGUUAUUGAUCAUUUUUACUAAAAAUUUAUAAAUUCAUAUAUAAAGUGUUUGAAAUUCGAACGUUGUGGAAAAUAUAAUCGAUAUAUAUAGUUUAGGGGCCCAGUGCACCACAACUUGUUUCUUACGGCCCAAAUGGCCCAAUAUAGUGAAGUUAAGGCCCAAAGCUCUUUUUUUAAAACAUUAAAACGUCCCAAUUCUUUUUCGUUGCAAACUCAAUUCUAAAACUGUUUUCCAGAGAAUUUGGUGGCGAAAAUAGGAGAUGAGCAUUUCUAAUUUGGUAGCGGAAUCUAUUUGGCAAGAUAUUGAAGCAACUCAUUCAGUGAGCGAUGAUCAGCUAUCAACAUUGAAUUUUAUAUUCGGUAAGAAUUUUGAGAGAGCAACCAGGAUUUUUGAUCAAGGCGGAGUAAAGAGGAUUUCUGGUCAGUCCAGUGGCCGAUCCAUCUUUCAGGUUGUAGGAGAAUCGAGGAAAAAAGAGGAAUAUCUUUGCUUCCCGGAACACUAUUGUAGUUGCUAUUCAUUCUUCUAUGAUGUUAUCAACAGAGGGGAAGAGCUGUGUUGUAAGCAUCAACUAGCUGCAAGGCUAGCUGCCUCAACUCGGACAUGCGUCGACGUUAAGGUUUCCGACGAGGAACUGGCACUGCUGCUGUCCAAGCUCUAA
Salvia splendens (bonfire salvia) is the source of this 1399-nucleotide messenger RNA. Its product is annotated as zinc finger SWIM domain-containing protein 7. NCBI's taxonomy places the organism in Eukaryota, Viridiplantae, Streptophyta, Magnoliopsida, Lamiales, Lamiaceae. The transcript is spliced from 6 exons. Gene Ontology annotation, cellular component: Shu complex. Bases 1001 to 1399 code for a protein of 132 amino acids. Gene Ontology annotation, molecular function: zinc ion binding. The record is from RefSeq and is a predicted model, not a curated record. Gene Ontology annotation, biological process: double-strand break repair via homologous recombination.